Messenger RNA from Penicillium mononematosum, 954 nucleotides. Its product is annotated as ubiquitin carboxyl-terminal hydrolase family protein. The record is from RefSeq and is a predicted model, not a curated record. Lineage: Eukaryota; Fungi; Ascomycota; Eurotiomycetes; Eurotiales; Aspergillaceae. The coding region runs from base 1 to 954 and encodes 317 amino acids. Gene Ontology annotation, molecular function: cysteine-type deubiquitinase activity. The transcript has a single exon. Gene Ontology annotation, biological process: protein deubiquitination. Gene Ontology annotation, cellular component: cytoplasm.
AUGCCGGGACUUUAUGCGAACUUGACCCGGUCGCUAUGGAAGAACGAUAUUGAGGUCAUCAUGCCGACCUCGUUCCGGAACUUCUGUGGACGCUUGAAUCGAGAAUGGGCCAUUGACCGGCAGCAAGAUGCCAAAGAAUUCUUCGAUUUUGUGGUAGAUUGCCUCCACGAGGACCUCAAUAUCAACUGGCAGCGAACGCCGCUUCGACCUCUGACCUUCUCGGAGGAGAUGCAACGAGAGCGAAUGCCAAUGACCAAGGUUUCCCGAAUUGAAUGGGACCGCUAUUGCCACCGAGAGGAGUCUUUUAUCUCGUCACUAUUCGCGGGACAACAUGCUAGUCGACUGCGUUGCACGACCUGCCAUCAAACCUCCACUACCUACGAGGCCUUCUACAGUAUCAGCGUUGAAAUUCCACCCACAGGUGCCGGUGAUAUCUAUCAAUGUCUUCGUAGCUACUGCAAGGAGGAGAUGCUGAGCGGUGACGAGGUCUGGAAGUGCCCACACUGUAAAUGCAAGCGAAUGGCAACCAAGCAGAUCAUCAUCACGCGGGCGCCCCAGAUUCUCGUCGUCCACUUCAAGCGCUUUUCUGCAUCCAAGACCCAAAGCGCACGGAAGAUCCACACCCCCGUCGAAUUCCCGCUUCACGGUCUACGGAUGGACGAUUUUGUGAUUUCUCACCCCCCCCCUCCGCCUCCGGAGCCCGGCAUGCCGCCCACCACCGGGGCCACGGUCCCACCGUUUACCUACGAUGCCUUUGCUGUGCUGCGGCAUCUUGGGUCUUCGAUGGGCAGCGGACACUACAUCUCGUUGGUCCGCGAUGCGGAGCGGCAAUGCUGGCGGAAGUUCGAUGAUGAUCGGGCCACGGAUUUCAAUCCGCGGGAGCUUCGAACGCGGGACCGGUUACAGAACGAGCAGGCGUACAUUGUGUUUUAUGAAAGAGUUCCAGCGAAAUGA